Hibiscus syriacus is the source of this 949-nucleotide messenger RNA. RefSeq lists its product as uncharacterized. The record is from RefSeq and is a predicted model, not a curated record. The transcript is spliced from 4 exons. Bases 145 to 780 code for a protein of 211 amino acids. NCBI's taxonomy places the organism in Eukaryota, Viridiplantae, Streptophyta, Magnoliopsida, Malvales, Malvaceae.
CAAAUCCCAGUGUCUUGCCAAAAAGGAACUCAAAGCUCAAAAUCCCACUGAGUCGUAGCUUUUUGACACAAAUCCAUCUGAGAAAAGAUAUUGAUUCUCUCUCUCUCUCUCUCUCUCUCUAAGACCCUACAGAGAGAAAACGCCAUGGAUGUGAGGAAAAUAGUAAUUGUGGUCGAAGAAGUAGAAGUAUCGAGAACAGCACUUCGAUGGAGUCUCCACAAUUUGCUCCGAUACGGCGACCUGCUGACUCUCCUCCACGUCUUCUCGGCAACGAAAUCAAUGAGCAAGAAGAAAGCCAGGAUGCUUCGAUUGAAAGGUUAUCAGCUGGCUCUCUCCUUCAAGGAGAUGUGCAACUCCAAUUUCUUUAACACAAAUAUUGAGAUGAUUGUGACGGAAGGUGACCAGGAAGGGAGAAAGAUCGUAGCCAUGGUGCGAGAGAUUGGUGCAUCUUCUCUCGUCGUUGGCCUUCAUCGUCAGAGCUUUCUUUACAAUGUUUUGAGUGGCAACAGGUUGGCAUUGGCCCAUGACGACAACAUAGCGAACAGCUUGAGCUGCAGAGUACUUGCCAUCAAACAACCAGAAUUGGCACCAGUGAGGGGCAAGACCAGAGAUAUGAUGCCCCUGCUUGACGGUUCAACUACCUUGGACUUUUCCCAAAUUGAAAUUUCGGGUUUGCAGGUACCGGACAUUCCUACAAAAAUCCCAUAUCGAAUCUGUCCAAGCCCUUCUGCAAUCAUUUGGAGGUCGAGGAAAAAAAAGAGCUAUUCAAAUGAAGGUUGAUGUUCAAACUUGGAUCAUUACAAUCGUUAUUAUUGUAUCUAAAAUGCACAUAGUUUGUGAUCUAGUUUUCUCUACAACUUGGGUUCUUCUUACACAACAUCAAACCACACCGAAACACAAAAAGGGAGGAAUUGAACAGUGGAAAUUGACACCAUACAAAAUUGUUGUC